AUGGUCUUGGCUGACUUGGGUCGUAAAAUCAACAAUGCCCUAAGGAAUCUGACUGCCGAAACUGUCAUUGACGAAAAAGUCCUCGAUGCCCUUCUCAAAGACAUAUGUGCCGCCCUCCUAGAAGCAGACGUCAAUGUCCGUCUAGUCCAAAAUCUACGCAAAAACAUUAAAAACAUUGUCAACCUCGACGAACUCGCUGCUGGCGUAAACAAACGCAAACUCAUACAAAAGGCCGUAUUCGACGAACUAUGCAGACUCGUCGAUCCACAGGUCGAUCCAUACAAACCCAAAAAGGGAAAACCAAACACAAUCAUGUUUGUUGGUCUACAGGGCGCUGGAAAGACCACUACUUGUACCAAACUCGCCGCAUACUAUCAACGUAAAGGUUGGAGGGUGUGUCUUGUAUGUACAGAUACAUUUCGAGCUGGUGCCUUUGACCAGCUGAAACAAAACGCUACAAAGGCCAAAAUACCAUAUUAUGGAUCAUACACGGAAGUAGACCCUGUAGUCCUCGCUGCUGAAGGUGUAGACAAAUUCAAAAAGGAAGGGUUUGAAAUCAUCAUUGUCGAUACCUCUGGUCGUCAUAAACAGGAAACCGAGCUGUUCGAAGAAAUGAGACAAAUAUCUGCUGCCGUACAUCCUGAUAAUACUAUAUUUGUAAUGGACGGAACUAUUGGGCAGGCUGCUGAUGCUCAGGCUCGUGCUUUUAGGGAGACGGUCGAUAUUGGUAGUAUCAUAGUCACAAAGAUGGAUGGACAUGCUAAAGGUGGUGGUGCCAUAUCUGCUGUCGCUGCUACCAAUAGUCCUGUAAUCUUUAUUGGUACCGGUGAACAUUUAUACGACUUGGAAGAGUUCAAGCCAAGGCCAUUUGUAUCCAAGAUGUUGGGAAUGGGUGACAUUGGAGGCUUGUUGGAAACAGUCCAAGACCUCAAACUCGACCAAAACAAAAACCUUUUCAAAAACAUUGAAAAGGGCGUCUUCACCCUUCGUGACAUGUACGAACAAUUCCAAACCAUAUCUUCCAUGGGCCCCUUAUCCAAAGUAAUGGGAAUGAUGCCCGGUAUACCGCCAGAAAUGGCAAAAAUGUCAGACAAGGAAGGAACCGCAAAGCUGAAACACUUCAUGUGCAUGAUGGAUUCCAUGACUGACGAAGAACUGGAUUCAGACGCGAAAUGCUUCCGUGAAUCACCAUCCCGUAUUUAUAGAGUAUGUAAAGGAUCUGGAACACGUAUACACGAGAUGGAAGAAAUGUUGGCACAGUUUAAAAACUUUGCUGAAAUGGUUAAAGGUAUGGGAGGUUCGAAAGGAUUCUUGAAGGGUAUGGAUCCGGCCAAGAAUCAUGGCAAGAUGAACCCUCAAGCGAUGGCCAAGAUGGGUCAACAGAUGCAGAAAAUGAUUCCUGCGGGAAUGUUGCAGCAGAUGGGUGGUAUGUCUGGAAUUCAAAAGAUGAUGAGUGAUAUGGCAGGAGCAGGUGGUGGCCCUGGAGGAUUACAAUCAAUGAUGCAACAAAUGGGAAUGGGUGGUGGUAUGCCUCAGUUGCCUGGAUCUGGUAGUGGUACCGGCCGUGGCCGUGGUAAAAGGUGA
Molecule: messenger RNA, 1584 nt
Organism: Synchytrium microbalum
Lineage: Eukaryota; Fungi; Chytridiomycota; Chytridiomycetes; Synchytriales; Synchytriaceae
Exons: 5
Coding region: 1-1584 (527 amino acids)
Biological process (GO): SRP-dependent cotranslational protein targeting to membrane, translocation; SRP-dependent cotranslational protein targeting to membrane
Cellular component (GO): cytosol; signal recognition particle, endoplasmic reticulum targeting
Molecular function (GO): endoplasmic reticulum signal sequence receptor activity; GTPase activity; GTP binding
Source: RefSeq, a predicted model, not a curated record